Cladocopium goreaui is the source of this 978-nucleotide messenger RNA. Lineage: Eukaryota; Dinophyceae; Suessiales; Symbiodiniaceae. The record is from the annotation of a GenBank genome assembly.
GUAGCAUUUUGGUACCCCACCAAAGAUGUGGACUUCACCCACCCUGUGCCGACUGGAGUCUCUUUGGCUCAAUGGGAAGCCCAGCCCAGCGAGGUGUUGGGUGGAUCACAGUUUGCUUUUUCGUCCGGAACCCUGGCACAGCAUGCGGCGCUAUGUGGAGCAUGUGCUCCACAGGUUCCUGAGGUUUUGCCAGGGCUGGGCAACGCAGAUCUACGUGGUUUGACUCAGGUUUAUGCCUCCCCACAGACCCCUAGAAGUGUCAAAGAUCAGAUCGUGGCAACCAGAACAGACGUUUUGGAAGAAACCGAAUGUGAUUUCUCUGUUGUCGGGGAGAGGCUGUUGCAGGAGAGCGAGAAGGCAAACUACAAACCCUGCAGUGCCAUCUGGACGCAUCCAACCUCAGGUGGGCAGCUCUUUAUUGCCAACCAGGCUUCUGCCACUUCAAAAGAUGUUUUGCAGGAGCACAAAGUUGGCUUCAUAGAUCCGGACGUGCGCUACCUGUACUAUCCAGUGGCUUACUGGCGGGAAGCUGCAUCGGACAGAUCGCCCAAGAGUGACUUGGAGCGACCCAGGCGAGAAGACUACUUUCCAACACACUUGCGAGUUCUCAAGGUUGCCACCGUGCGGGUACUGCCGGCGUGGCAGGUCUCAUGGAGCAACUUGGUUGGAGAUUUGAUCACUGGAGUGAAGGAUGGGCAGAUUGUGGCAGAGAUCGUGUUCCACAAAUUCAAGAGGCUCUGCAAUUUGGACUUCAAGUCCGCUCUUUGUGCUGCAAAGGUUGCCAGACCAUCGGUAGAUCCGAUGGCACAUCUCCAGGCGUUGCUACGGAAGUUCCUUGGAGUGCCACUUCCAAGGUUCGAACUUGCGAAGCGGCACGGCGUGGUGGAGAAAGCUGUGGAACAAGCUCGACAGCAAGGCUUCCAGGUUUUCAACAUCAAGCCCCCGAAACAGGGACCGUCUAGCGAGUCCAACGCGCUA